AUGGAUUGCCCUGCACAAAUUGCCGUAUGGAUGGCCGGGAUGACUGCGCACUUCGUUCCAAAAACUCCAAUGGUCUGUUUCGAUGGAACCUUGUACAUACUGAAUAUUGCAAAUAGAUUAAAAGCUGCUGCGACCGACGACGCCACUAACCCACUAGAUACACCAGACGCAUCUAGCACAGCUUUAGAUGAAAUUACACAAAAUGAAAAUCAACCAAGACCUGACCAACUGGGUAUUCCGGCAUCUCUGGAAAAUAUUUCAGGUGAUAUUCAUACGAUAGAUACAAUUCACAACUCACAUGACCCGAGCAGCGAUAUCUUCGAUAAUGCUCCUGCAGAUGGUAACAUAAUAUACUCGUCUUACGGGUUCCUGGAUGUCAACCGUCUUUCAUCUCUUCCGAAGGAUGAUGUUGACUACCUCGUUUUAAAGCGGUGUCUACAUGUCCCGCUCAAAGAUUCCCUCGACGAUUUUGUGAAGCAGUAUUUCACCGUAGUACACCCAUUUGUUCCAAUGAUCGACGAGGCCGAGUUCUGGCGUCUGUAUUUGGGCCAUGGAAACGUGAAAAAGCUGUCCUUAUUCGUCUUUCAGGCUAUGUUAUUUUCUUGCUGCGCGACUUUGUUUGAUCUUAAUGCAGAAGAUUCUAGCCUAGCUAAGGCACAGGGGGCUGUUCUGCUUUCUCACCACAGCUCUGCUGAAGACCCACAAGCAGCAAGCAUCUGGCUGGCUGUUGGAAUUCGAAUUGCGAUGACAUUGGACUCUCAUCCAAUGUUACCAGGUGACGAAAUCGAUAAAUCAAUGACCAAGCGGCUGUGGUGGUCAAUCAUUCUUCGUGACCGUAGCUUGUGUCUGGGGUUGCGGCGACAUCCUCAAGUAACAGCCGUCAAUUUCAUGGCAGAUUCGAAUCGCCUUGUAGAGAAAGAGUUUGAGGACGAAAUUAGAAACUCACACGUUUUUUCUGAAGACGUCAAACGUCAACUAUUUGCGGCUCUUCAGGAACAGUGCCAGCUGGCUGUGCUUUUGAAUGAUGGAUUGUCCAUUAUUUUCCCUCCGCCCGGCCCCUUGCCUCAAACCUAUUCAUCCACGAAUAUGAAUGGAUCAAUGUCUGUCCUCCAAGCGGUAAAGCAUCGACUGAUCCAAUGGAGUCAACAAUCAACGUUUUUUCACCCCGAAUCAACCUCCGCACUUCAUGAAUCGGUCAUACUGUUAACUCAGGUUACGUCUAUGUACUACUUCACGGCUCAAAUAUCAAUUGCUCACCACGAGGCUCUACUCGCCGAGAAUGAAGAUUGGGAUAUCAAGAUAAACUACACUACUCGGAUACAGGAAAUUGCACGAGAUUUACGUAGGGCCAUCGAUGGCCUUAUUUUGGUUAUCGAUUAUUUCAACGCGCGAAGAGGGGGCGGACUGUUACCACUGAGCGUACUGGCUUAUGUAGGAAUGCCCCUCAUACUUUCUGCAAUCGACCUAAAACUAUCCCCUUCAUAUUCGCAAAUGCUUGUGAGGAGAAAUCGCCUUAAUAAGUUUGCGGAGAUUAUUCGGCAGUCUCGAUCACUUUACGAGGUGACUGACCUCGUCGCAGCGGGUACCAACCAGAUUCUCCAGUUGGCGUACGCCAUUAUAAAGGAGCUUUUUCUUCGAAGAAAAGGGAAAUCCAUAUUGCGACGUUCAUCCUUCAAGCCGCGAGCUACCACUUGGAAUGAAGCAUAUUUGCGAUAUCCUCGUGCGUAUCUUUACAUUUCCAAAUCUGUCGAAUACGGCCUUUCACUUGGCAGACUUCCAAACGAAACUGCUCUUCCUGAACAAGUUCGUCACGUACCUUCAAUCGUCUUAGGGACUAGAGUUCCUUGGACACUCGUCUCUUCUCCCACAAAUUCCGCUCUUAUUGGACACUCACAAAAUGACAUCCUAGGCCUUGAGACGAACGAAAUGGACCUCGUGUUUGGCCUACAUCCUAUAACGGAUGACGAAUAUAGUCACCUCAAUGGCAAUGACGACACCAAUGCGCCGUGUAAGGAUGAGAGUCAUAACCCUCAGAACGAGCUGGGUAUAUUGGAAACCAAUGAAAAAGAUCUAAGAUCAGAAGAUGAUAAUUGUGCCAUUUCACGUUCACUUUUAAAAUCUCCUGCAAAGAAGAAACGGCACACUGCUUCUCUCCAGGUCAACCUCGAUUAUUUUGACGCUGACCCUCGCGUACAAGGUAAUCAUAAUGAUCCCACAACGUUUUUCAAGACUAGAAAAACUCAUGCGAAAAUAGCUUCUCCUGGUAAAGGCGAAGCGCAGUUUAUAUCCGCAACUGAAGGAAUCACUGAACUGGGCCGUGAUUCACCUUCAAUCCCAUCACCACCGUCAGUCAGUAGUGACAGCGACGGAACGUCUUUUCAUACAUUCCUUCAAUUGCUGAGAGAUGAAAUGAGCUAUAAAAGCUCUGACGGCAUAUUAUAA
This is a messenger RNA of Talaromyces proteolyticus, 2442 nucleotides long. RefSeq lists its product as uncharacterized. Bases 1 to 2442 code for a protein of 813 amino acids. Gene Ontology annotation, molecular function: zinc ion binding; DNA binding. NCBI's taxonomy places the organism in Eukaryota, Fungi, Ascomycota, Eurotiomycetes, Eurotiales, Trichocomaceae. Gene Ontology annotation, biological process: DNA-templated transcription. The transcript has 7 exons. The record is from RefSeq and is a predicted model, not a curated record.